This is a messenger RNA of Monascus purpureus, 552 nucleotides long. Lineage: Eukaryota; Fungi; Ascomycota; Eurotiomycetes; Eurotiales; Aspergillaceae. The record is from the annotation of a GenBank genome assembly.
AUGAUCAUUGAUGCUCAAGACACUAGACUGCCCAGUGGGAGAUACACUCAUAUUUUCACGGCUUUCGCCUUUAAUCUUUUUCCAGACCCAAAAGCUGCUCUGAGAGAAUACUUUCGACUCCUUCAGACGAAAGGCACUCUCGCAAUCUCGGUUUGGAAGAAAUGUAACUGGUUUGAAAUUGUCAAGGACGCCCUGAGCUUCCUUCCUGGAAAUCUUCCCUUACCCACACAGCAGGAUGAGAUCAGUUCACUCCACAAGAAGGGCUGGGACUCAGAAAGCUGUAUCCGCGGGUUUCUCGAGGAGGCCGGUUUUAAGGAUGUUGAUGCCUCUACUACUGAGAAAAAAAGUGUCCUUCCCUUGGACGAGGUUGCGGACGCUUGUCAGAUGAUAGCCCCUUUCGUGGUCAGUCAAUUCUGGACGGAAGAGCAGCGCGAUCAGUAUGCAGGGAUGGUACCAGAAGCAAUCAAAAAACAUCUUGCUGAGAAGUUCGGAGAGGGCAAGCCUGGAUUCCUGGAGGCCCAGGUGAUUAUUGCCGUCGCAAGGAAGGGUUGA